Messenger RNA from Caenorhabditis briggsae, 2049 nucleotides. Gene Ontology annotation, molecular function: iron ion binding; heme binding; oxidoreductase activity, acting on paired donors, with incorporation or reduction of molecular oxygen. The coding region runs from base 1 to 2049 and encodes 682 amino acids. The transcript has 6 exons. Gene Ontology annotation, biological process: innate immune response. The record is from RefSeq and is a predicted model, not a curated record. NCBI's taxonomy places the organism in Eukaryota, Metazoa, Nematoda, Chromadorea, Rhabditida, Rhabditidae.
AUGUCCCACGCAUAUCAAUGGUUAACGGACCGACAAAGAAAUAAUAUCUCCCAAAUUAUUUUCACGUUCUCCAACAGAAACAUCUAUUUGUUUUUGCUCUGCCCGUCAGCAGAGGGGACCCAUCACAUUCGAAUAGCCUAUGAAAGUUUUGGAGAGGCUACAUCAGUGAUUUCUGAAAAAAUGUAUUUGGCAGUGGACAAAAAUUGUGUGGAUGUCUUUUGCGAUGACUUGGCAAUGAUUAUCAAGAACCAAGAGUCGGUUCUAAACAUAUUCCAGGCAUCAUUGUCAUCUCGGACAAUGGGAAACUUUGAUGAACCUAUUUCCGAUACCAAUGCCAAUCGAAUUUCUGCUAGUAUUGAAAACGCUUUGAAGUCUAGAUCUUCACUUUUGUGGACCAAAACUCUUUCGACAUUGUUUGCAAGUGUAUCACAAAGUAUUUCGAUGAUACGGUAUCUGGAUCCGAAAUUUCUUAAAUGCGCGGAUUUUUCAUUUGGUGACCUCGUAGAUUGUCGAGAUUUAAUAUGUUUCAAAAAAUUGGAGAAUAUAUAUCGAAUAUCUGUAUUCUUACGGUUCAAUACAGUAACUGAAGAGAAUAUCCACAGUUUCAAUGAGCUCCUCACAUUUUCCAAAAUGUUCGUCGUCAUACAAAUAGUUUUUGCAAAGUGUCACUACGAGAAUUGGAUGGAGAUAUUAGACCCAAAGUUCAAACGAGAAGCAAAUAGAGAUAAACUUAUUCUCUUUUUUCAUGAUCAUUCUAUCCACCGAAAAUCGGCCCAAGUGGAGAGAACAGUAAGCGAAACAAUGGCAAGCAAAACCGAAGCUCGGAAAAUUCUGGUAAAUCCGUUGGCUAUGAAGUUAAUACUAGAAGAACUUGACUGCUUUGAUGUACUGAAACUUCGAAAAGUGUCUUCUGGAAUCCGUAACUGCAUUGAUGAACUGAAAUCUGACCCACAUGUGAAGUCAUAUACGAUUUGUCUGGACAAACAUCAUCAUAGUACAUUAAUUGAACUUACGAGUGGGGCUUACAAGGAAAUCAAAUAUCUUCCCGUCAAAACUGGAGGAUGUGUUAACAAUCAUUAUUUCAAAAAGCUAGACGCACGAGCUCAAUCAUUAAAAGAUGCAGAGACAAUUCUGAAGAAUAUGAAGGCGUGUUUGGAAGAACUCCGACUUGUUUAUCACUGCUUUUCAAUCUAUCAUCUCGGAAGCAAGGAUUAUUUGGGCUGGUAUAGUGAAAAGUUUUCUGUCGCGUUUGGAAAGAUUCUGAGAAAAAGAUCUACGCCUCUCAAGAUCAAAAGGUUCGCGAUAAGCUGCAAGUAUCAGAAUGAGGUGAUGGCGAUUCUACCACACAUUGACCCACGCUCAUUGAAGAUUCUAGAAAUUUUGUAUCCUUCGAAACAAGUAAAUCUGAAAUUCGAAAACAUUGUAAAAGUGAGGUUCGAAGUCGAUCGAAUAUCUGAGACAAAGCAGUGGAGAAAUGCGGAACAACUGAUUGGCAACUAUCUGAUCAUAACUACGCCCAUUCAAAAAAUCAGAAUCCUUCACUUUGUCAAUUUGGAUGUGUUGGUGGAGUGUUUAUCCACGGAAGAUGUGGUUUACUUAAAAACUAACCUCCUCGGGAAACCAAUUUUUCAAAAGUUCCGAAUAUCAUUUCUGACCUCUACUAUCGAUGAAUCCCUCAAUGAGCUCAUUGGAGAACCGUACCGUACCGUUCCGAACAUCAAAAAGGCUUGGUACUUCCGAAUUCCCUACACAGAGUACUACAUGCAUAUUGCAUUGGAUAUUCAUAAUUUGAUAAUCCUCAUGAUCUUAUUCCUAUUGUUCACUGGCCUAGUUGCCUAUCUGUUCCAUGAACUCUAUUGGAAACGGAGAAACCUUCCACCCGGUCCUAUUCCGAUUCCACUUAUCGGAAAUAUGCUAGGAUUGGUGAUGGAGAAGCCAGGGUAUGAGUGUUUUAGAAGAUGGACCAAAAAAUAUGGCGAUAUUUAUACGUUCUGGUUGGGUGAGUUAAAGGAUGUCCCAUAUGUAUACAGGGUGGCUGAAAAGUAUUGA